Messenger RNA from Dioszegia hungarica, 555 nucleotides. RefSeq lists its product as uncharacterized. The transcript is spliced from 4 exons. NCBI's taxonomy places the organism in Eukaryota, Fungi, Basidiomycota, Tremellomycetes, Tremellales, Bulleribasidiaceae. Gene Ontology annotation, cellular component: Arp2/3 protein complex; actin cytoskeleton. The record is from RefSeq and is a predicted model, not a curated record. Bases 1 to 555 code for a protein of 184 amino acids. Gene Ontology annotation, biological process: Arp2/3 complex-mediated actin nucleation; actin filament polymerization. Gene Ontology annotation, molecular function: actin filament binding.
AUGCUCCAGCUGGAACGAGUGCGCGAGGAAAAGCAGCUAAUGCGCCAGUCCAACACCCUCAGACCAUAUCUCAAUGCUGUCCGAGCAACGCUUACCGCCGCCCUCACGCUCGAGAACUUCUCUUCUCAGGUGGUCGAACGGCACAAUAAGCCAGAGAUAGAAGCUGCUGCAUCCCCCGAAGUCCUCCUCCACCCCCUCACCGUCUCGCGAAACGAAUCCGAGCGGGUCCUGAUCGAACCAUCGGUCAACUCUAUCCGGCUCAGUAUAGCCAUCAAGCAGGCAGACGAGAUUGAGAAGAUUCUCUGCAAGAAGUUUACGAGGUUUAUGAUGAUGCGGGCGGAGGGUUUUGUUAUUCUUAGGAGGAAGCCUAUAGCGGGAUACGACAUCUCUUUCCUGAUUACCAACUUCCACGCAGAGUCUAUGCUCAAACACAAGCUGGUGGACUUUAUCAUCCAAUUUAUGGAGGAUGUGGAUAAGGAGAUUUCAGAGAUGAAGUUGAGCUUGAAUGCGAGGGCACGUAUCGUGGCUGAGAGCUAUCUGUCAACGUUCGCAUGA